This is a messenger RNA of Symbiodinium necroappetens, 2073 nucleotides long. The record is from the annotation of a GenBank genome assembly. NCBI's taxonomy places the organism in Eukaryota, Dinophyceae, Suessiales, Symbiodiniaceae.
GACUACUGCGAGGAGAAGAUGUCGGAUGAGGAGUGCAAGGCUGAGGACCCCGGUGAGGUUUGGGUCGCCAAGAUUGGAAGCCUCUUCGACUUGAUGCAGAACUCUGGGCAACUCUGCCAGAUGAAGUCGCCCGCGGUCGAGUACCAAGCUCGCUGCCUCCUAACACGCCUUACUAGGAGCAGCUUUCUGAGGCUUGGGCCAGCUGUCUUGCGUCGGGGAGUCAGGCGGAGUCCAUGGUUCGAGGUCGAACGGCCUGACGUGAUGCAGACUGGCAAAACUUGCCCUUGGCAGCUCAUCGUUCCCGUGGGCUUGCCUGGAACUGGCCUCCACGACUACUCGCGGCGCCUACGCGAGGACGAGAUCCCAUGCUCCCGUUACAGCGCCAUGGCUUCGUGCUUCGUCGUCUUUCUGCUGGCCUUACUUUGCCGCGGGGCAUCCCUGCGGCAGGGCUUUACCGACUGCACUGGGGAGGACACCUCAGAUCACGGCUUGCGCCGAGCAUACAGGCGCUUGGCGCUGGAGAACCAUCCAGACAAGGGUGGAAGUAACGAGCUUACGUCGGACCUCACGGCUUUACGUGACAACUUCCUGCGCGACCCUUUGCACUUCCAGGUCUUCAGAGCCACCUUUGCGGCAGAGCUCCUGGCCUUCGGCAACGGGCCUCGUGGUAGGCUGCGGCGCGCGAAUGCAAGUGUACAGCUGCAUGACGGCUGGCCGUACAUCCAGGUUGAACUCGACUUGGAUCAUGGCGGGCUGCUGCUCGAUGGGGGCAGCUGGACGUUCGCCUUUGGCUUGAAAAAUGCCAGCACCGUCCACUACCGUGGGGAUGAGCGGGCUCGUGGCUACGAUGUUUGCUGUGACUUUGUUCAAGAUUCGCGGUGCCAGCGUCGGCCAGCGUCCAACAUCAGCGUGCCAGAGCCCAAAUGCCAAAAGGACUCUGCCACGAAGUGUCAUGAAGGCACCAGCAACCUCAGCAGCUUGUACUCUACUUCCGACUGUCCUUUGCCGCCCUUGGUUACAGCCUCUGUCAGGAGGCCACUCCAUCUGAACAUGACCGGCCAAUGGGGAGCAGCGCUUCAGGUCAAAGAUGCUUCCGGCGAGGAGGUUGCCUGCGUUGCGUUUGCCCUUGUGCACGAGUCGAUGCAGCAGAUAGAGCCGGAGACGGGGGAGACGGAGUCCACGCUGGCAGGCAGCCCAGGCGGUGCUAGUGGGCUCGGACUCGAUGGGAUCGGCACUGACAAUGCCACGCACCAGCGAGGUGCAUCGGAAGGACCUCCAGAGGUGUCUUUCCAACACAUCGGCAGCGGCCAGUUCUGUGAAGACGGUGGGGACCUGCUCGAAGGUGCCCUGGACGACUACGGUGGUCUGUCUCCGUUUGGAGGUGCUCGAAGAGCGAGUGCGGAAAGCUCCAUGUUCUACGGCUCCAAGUGCCGCGAGCGCUGCCGGCGGAAAAUGAAUUGUCGAUUCUACACUGCCUAUAGCAGUGGAUGGUGCCAGCUCUCCAGCUCGUGCUGGCGAUCCCUUGGCGGUGACUUUUGCGAAGACCCCUCGCGCUUAGCAGUUGAGAACCCAGAUUUGCUGGAGAUCGGUGAUGGCAUGAUAGAAGAGUGGUGCUUGUCCAGCGGGCUUCAGCGGAGUAGGGCACCUGGCCCUGAGCACUCCAGCGAUGAGCCGGAUCUGGAGGCCUUCGGAGAGUUCGACCCUGAGGCACGGCGAACACUUGGAACCCUGGCUCGGUUAAGCGGCCGCAGCCUUGUCCGAAGCAGCGUCGCUCUCGGUUUGUUGGAGGCCGAACGACGAGCGCUUUUGCAGCAGCAUCCAGAUGCUCGAAAGGUUGCCGCUGUGCUCCUCGGCAGCCCUCCGGCAGACUUUCGAGAGUGGGUGAAGAUGCGGCAAAGGGCCGACAUUGAAGCCAAGAAGGCGCUUGGCGAAGAGCUGCCGGACGAGGCUUCGGAGACCCUCUGCUCUGGUGUGCCUGAUGCUGUGGACAAGGCGCUGGGUGAAUUCGCUCGCUUCACCUUGCCGAGCAGAGCUGAAGGUUUCGACGAGGUCCGAUAUGAAUGGGCCGGCGAG